This is a messenger RNA of Beauveria bassiana ARSEF 2860, 2145 nucleotides long. Its product is annotated as protein kinase (Lkh1). The record is from RefSeq and is a predicted model, not a curated record. Gene Ontology annotation, biological process: protein phosphorylation. Gene Ontology annotation, cellular component: nucleus. Lineage: Eukaryota; Fungi; Ascomycota; Sordariomycetes; Hypocreales; Cordycipitaceae. Gene Ontology annotation, molecular function: protein kinase activity; ATP binding. The transcript has 6 exons. Bases 1 to 2145 code for a protein of 714 amino acids.
AUGUCGACGCCUGCGACUGCCGUGGCGGCCACGCUCCCUCACUACCACCAUUCGCGCCAUUACCACUCACCCUACGCCGCUCAUCAACAACAGUAUCCGGCUUCGCCAGCCUACCGUUCUGCUGCUCCCGUCGCCACCUCCGGCGCCCUUCUCCCUCCCUCUCCCGCCGUCGCCGGCACCGCUCAUCUGCUUCCCGCCUACACCCGCCCGAGUCCGCUGCAUCUGCGUCGCCAUCACGUCGACGACCCUUCCGCCCCGACUCAUGGUCUCCUGGACCACCCGCCGCCUCCCCCUCCCCAUGCUUACCUCGAUCCGCCCGGCUACACCUCGGCCACCCGCCCCGACGAUAGUUUUGCUUCCAACAUGUCCAGCGCUACAAUGACGGCCACGGCCGAGUCUCGCAAGCGUCGCCGCUCGAAAGAGCCCGACUGGAACAACUUCUACCGCAACGGCCUGCCCAAGGAAAUUAUAGUCAUUGACGACACCCCAGAGCCAGAGGCCAAUCAAGGCCGUAAACUCACCCACGGUCAUACUACCAGCAGUCACAUCAUCACUCCCGAUGGUUCUAUGCUUCGCCACCAGCAACUGCAACAACCGCAACCGACCAAGCGUCGCCGUCGAGACAAUCCAAAUCCUCCCGUCCACUACCACAUACAGCCCGUCAACGGCUCCCACGCAACCCCUCCACAUCACAACAUAACACCAGGUGCCUCGACCUUGUCCAGCGACGGCCAUCGAUCCACCGCCCAUACCACUGCUGCCACUUCAUUAUCUUCGAAUGGCUACCCCGGUCCCGUUACUGCCCCGCUCAAGAGGAAGCGCACCCGUCAACAGGUCGCAAUCGAAGCCAAACGCCGCGACAUCGAAGGACUUGGCCAUCCUUUUGAAGCCUAUGUCCCACCACCAUACCCGCCUAAAAAGGCCGGCGACGUAUAUGUUCGAGUUGUUCACGACCCUCAGCCAUCCAAGAGUGUCAAGGUUGACGACGACGACGGUCAUUACGUCGUCGAACAAGACGCCGACCUUACCGACAAGUAUAAAAUUAAAUGUCUCCUUGGCCAAGGUACUUUCGGCAAGGUCGUCCAGGCCCGCGACCGCCGGCGAAAUGAGGCUGUCGCUGUCAAAAUCAUACGCUCAGUCCAAAAAUAUCGCGACGCUUCACGCAUUGAGCUACGUGUCUUUGCCACACUGAAAGCAAACGACCCCACAAACAGGAACCGCUGUAUACAUUUACGAGACUGCUUCGACUAUCGCGGUCAUAUAUGCAUCGUCAUGGAUCUAUUAGGUCAAAGCGUCUUUGAUUUCCUCAAAGGCAAUCACUUUGUUCCUUUUCCUAACAGCCAGAUUCAAAAAUUUGCUCGCCAACUUCUUACCAGCGUUGCUUUUCUUCACGACCUCAAUUUAAUACAUACAGAUCUCAAACCUGAGAACAUUUUACUUUACGACAAUUCAUAUCAAACUUUUACAUAUCACAGAAAAAUUCCCUCCGCCUCAACAACGAUUGAUCGGCAGGCCACACAAAGGCGGGUGUUGCUCGACACUGAAAUUCGACUAAUCGACUUUGGUUCUGCCACGUUCGAGGACGAAUACCAUUCGUCCGUUGUAUCUACUCGUCACUAUCGUGCCCCCGAAAUUAUCCUUGGUCUCGGCUGGUCUUUUCCUUGCGAUAUAUGGAGUAUAGGGUGCAUUCUCGUCGAAUUCUUCACAGGUGAUGCCCUAUUUCAAACCCACGACAACUUGGAACAUCUUGCCAUGAUGGAAGCGGUUAUUGGCCAAAGGAUAGAUGCUCAUCUGGUCCAAGCCGUCAACAAAAUAUCCUCUCGGACAGGUAGCAAUCCUGCUUCCAAGUACUUUAAACGACUCAAACUGGACUAUCCAACCCCAGAUACCUCGCGAAGCUCAAAGCGUUUUGUUAGAGGCAUGAAGAAUCUCGAUAACACAAUCCCGAAGAAUACGACAUUCUUUAAAAACUUUCAUGAUCUCCUGCGGAAGAUGUUCGUCUACGAUCCUUCACAGCGCAUAACAGCCCGCGAAGCACUGAACCACCCGUGGUUCAAAGAAAUGGCGCCUCCCGACGACGGAACAGAGGCUGCCAAAAUUCGAAUGGAAAAGAGGCGCUCGGGCCAAGGCGGCCAAAAGGCUUAG